This is a messenger RNA of Penicillium paradoxum, 1149 nucleotides long. Its product is annotated as glycoside hydrolase family 16 protein. Gene Ontology annotation, molecular function: hydrolase activity, hydrolyzing O-glycosyl compounds. The transcript has a single exon. Gene Ontology annotation, biological process: glucan catabolic process. NCBI's taxonomy places the organism in Eukaryota, Fungi, Ascomycota, Eurotiomycetes, Eurotiales, Aspergillaceae. The coding region runs from base 1 to 1149 and encodes 382 amino acids. The record is from RefSeq and is a predicted model, not a curated record.
AUGGACAACCACCAACUACCCCAACUCCCCCAAGACCAGUACAGCGGGGCAUCUCGGCGUGUCUCCACCGAAACCAAAACCCCAAUCGCGACUGCCAGCCAACCAGAAACAGACGCCACCACCAAAUAUCCCUGCUUCAACCCACGUGGUUGGUCCUUGCGCAAGCAGAUCCUCGUCGGAGCCACUGUUAUCCUUGCUCUCUUGGUUGUGAUCGUGGUCCCAGUCGAGGUGAUCCAAAACCGCUACCCGAACUAUACACCCUUGCACUAUCAGCUAGCCGACGAGUACUCCGGCCCGACAUUCUUCGACCAUUUCACCUACUUCACAGAUGCAGACCCAACAAAUGGCUUCGUCGUCUACGUCAAUGAGCACGUCGCUGCAGAUCUCAAUCUCACGCAUGCAAGCAACACCUCGGCCGUCCUGCGGGUAGAUUCUACCACGCCCAAUACUCUCUCCGGCCGGAACUCCGUACGCGUCGAGUCCAAAAAGACCUACGACACUGGCCUCUUUAUCUUCGAUAUCAUCCACACUCCCUUCGGCUGUGGAACAUGGCCAGCCCUGUGGCUGACAGACCCAGACAACUGGCCGAAUAAUGGCGAGAUCGACGUUCUCGAAACCACCAACGAAGGAACCCACGGGAAUGAAAUAACUAUCCACACCACCGCGGGAUGUAAUAUGGAUGUCAAGCGCAAAGAAACCGGUCAAGCAGUAUCUACGAACUGCCAUAAUGCCACGGCUGAGAACUCGGGCUGUGGUGUCAUCGGAGGCGUGGAUACUUACGGCCAGGCGAUGAAUAAUCUCGGGGGAGGUGUUUAUGCUCUUGAACUCCGCACCGAGGGAAUCCGGGUGUGGUUCUUCCCUCGGGAUUCUAUUCCAUCUGAUAUCACCAGUGAGAAUCCUGACCCGAGUACCUGGGGUACUGCGCUUGCCGACUUCCCCAGUACAGACUGUGACAUUGCGGCGCAUUUUAGGAAUCAGAGUAUCAUUGUUAAUAUUGAUCUUUGUGGUGAUCUUGCUGCCCAGCCACAGUUUUAUGAUACUUUGUAUCAUUGCCCGGCGAGUUGUACGAGUUUUGUGGCCCAUAAUCCCCACAGUUUUGUCGAUGCCUAUUGGGAGUUUAAUAGCUUCAAGGUCUAUCAAGCUGUCUAA